GAUACUGCUUGUCGUCGUUCUUCCGCGCACUUUGUAUUUGCAUGGACAAUUGGAACGACGGAAUACUCGUGUUUCACCCGGACCGGCUGGAUCUCGCUUGUCCUGUUUGGAUUCCUCCUCGGCCGUAGUUGCCUUCUUGAAAUCUGACAUUUUCCCUCACUCCUGGGAAACUAAUUGGGCUUGUGCUUCGCGUCGCCCGGUGUCUGCGAGGUGUGUCCCGGCCGUCUGAUCUUUAGUUUGGAUAUUACUGCGUUCUUGCACCGCGCACAAAUGACUGAGCGAGGACGUAUCAACGGGAGACUUUGUUCUCCGUCGCGCGCCUUCAGGGCGACCGUUGGGUAAAGUUGAGAUGGGAAGGAUGGUCCCUGUGUAAUCGCCCGCGCUCGGGAUUUGCAAUUAUUUAUUAAUUGUCAAAGCGAAGCAUUUGCUAUCUCCUCGUGCGAGGACCAUUAGCAGGAAUUACUUAUUCACGGGAUUUAUUAAAAAAUCAUGAAGACGUUUGUUGUUGAGGGCAGUCGACUGCUCUGUUUGGUGCUGUGUCUUCAGUUAGUGCGGGUGGUGAGCAGCUGCCCAGCGAAAUGCGUGUGCUACAGCGAGCCAAGGCCGACGGUGGCCUGCCAGCAGCAGGGCCUGCUCUCCAUUCCCACCGAGAUCCCCGUUCGCAGCCAGCGGAUUUUCCUGCAGAGCAACAAACUGACUGUGGUGCGUUCCACCAGCUUCAGCUCUGUGCACAACCUCACCGUGCUUUGGAUGUAUUCCAACAACAUCAGCCACAUCGAGGCCGGGGCCUUCUAUGGCCUGGAGAGACUGGAGGAGCUGGACAUCGGCGACAACAGCAAUCUUCGGAUCAUCAGCCCUUCGGCGUUCCGGGGCCUGACCAGACUGCACACUUUGCACCUGCACAGGUGCGGCCUCUCUGAGCUUCCCACUGGGGUGUUCCGUGGCCUCUUCUCACUUCAGUAUCUCUACUUACAAGACAAUAACCUCCUAGCCCUGCACGAUGACACUUUUGUGGAUCUGGCCAACCUCACCUACCUGUUCCUGCACAACAAUAAGAUCAAGGUGGUGACGGACCACAUGCUGCGGGGGCUGACCAACCUGGACCGCCUGCUCCUGCAUCAGAACCGCGUCGUUCAUGUGCAACAGCAUGCCUUCAGUGACCUCGGCAAGCUCACUACCUUGUUCCUCUUUUACAACAACCUCACCAUGCUGAGCGCGGAGGCCAUGGAUCCACUGUUGUCGCUCCAGUACCUGCGGCUCAAUGGGAACCAGUGGAUUUGCGACUGCCGAGCCCGGCCGCUGUGGGACUGGUUCAAACGCUUCAAAGGCUCCAGUUCUGAGCUGGAGUGUCACCUUCCCAUGGCCCUCACAGGGAAGGACCUGAAACGACUUAAAAGCAACGACCUGGAAGGAUGUGUCGACACUAAGACUCGCUCCGGAAAGUUCCACUCCCUCGAUGAUCCCUUAGGAGAGAGCAUUCCAAGGUGCUGUCUUUCAGAUAAUGACAAAUCCUCCAUCAUCUCCAGCAAGUCUCUCCCGGACCCCUCAUCUUACAACAGCCGCCAGAUCACAAACAACCCACAAAAAGAGAAGGAGAACAUAUCCAGGACAAAGGUCCGGGAGGUGGAACGGAUAAAGAAUGAUACCCGCAGCAAGCAAGGAGUAAGUCUCAAUGAUGGGCCAUUGGGAACCCUUUCCAACAACCUCGAUCAGUCCAUGAACAAACUCAACCCUGAACUGUUAGAUGACCUGGAACCUUCUACAGCACCAUCCAAAAAGAAAAAAAAGUGCUCCAAAAAGCCCAAAUCAGAUCAGUCGUGUUUGAAGGGCCAUGGAUCUACAUUUAGAGCACUGGGCCUUCUCUUUUUCCUCAUGUUCUGGUUGUCCUUAAUCAUGUCUUAAUUUAAACAGGACCAAAUUCUUGGAUCAUUUUUGCUCUUGACAAUGGCACACACAAAAAACAGUAACCCACAAAGGCAGGCAAAGACUGUAAAAAGGGGAGUUGAAGGGAGUGAAGCUGAGAAUAAACGAUAAAAUAUGAAGCUAAAGACACACUUAAAGAAAUGGAUGCCUUUACAGAACCCAUAUGAUCUAAUGUAUAUAAGAACUCAGUGCCCAAAUGUUUGUUCUAUGUACUUUUAAAUGUGCUGUGUUUAAGCAACACUGCAGAGAGAGUCCUCCUCCCCUUUACCUGCAAAAGCUUACACUGAUCAGAACGUGACUACUGUAGACAACCCACUGAAAAAAAAAGUAAGAAAAUAAAAAACAAAGUGAUAAACCACGACCAAAUCAGAGAGCCAGAAGCACAGUGAAUGUUGCAGGUAUGAGCUGAAGAUGUGACUUAUGUUCCAAAUAGUUUUUUCUUCACAGAUUGAUACUGUUAUGUUUUUUUAUGAUUAUAAGUAUUUCAGUAAAGACAACUGUUUGAUUUUCCCCAAAACAUGCAGAUUUCUGUUUGCGUCACAUGAUUUAUACAGGUGGCAUCUGUUGAAGGAAUGCUGUCUAAUUGUUCACUGAGAUUGCGAUGGAAUUAUAGAUAUGCAUUUUAUUUUACUGGUGUACAAGCAUAAAUAUAUUACAAAUAAAAUAUCUCAUUUUGUAUA
This is a messenger RNA of Electrophorus electricus (electric eel), 2603 nucleotides long. RefSeq names its product reticulon 4 receptor (gene rtn4r). Gene Ontology annotation, biological process: positive regulation of Rho protein signal transduction. Gene Ontology annotation, molecular function: protein binding; ganglioside GT1b binding; ganglioside GM1 binding. Gene Ontology annotation, cellular component: plasma membrane; external side of plasma membrane. NCBI's taxonomy places the organism in Eukaryota, Metazoa, Chordata, Actinopteri, Gymnotiformes, Gymnotidae. The record is from RefSeq and is a predicted model, not a curated record.